Caretta caretta (loggerhead turtle) is the source of this 8988-nucleotide messenger RNA. The record is from RefSeq and is a predicted model, not a curated record. NCBI's taxonomy places the organism in Eukaryota, Metazoa, Chordata, Testudines, Cheloniidae.
AGCCCUCGCCGGCCGGGCCAGUGCCCGUCGGGCGGGCGGUGGGUCGGGAUGUCGCUGUCGGGCUCCGCGCCGCGCUGGGCCCCCACCCAUGUGCAGGUGACGGUGCUGCGGGCCCGGGGGCUGCGGCCCAAGGCCAAGGGGGCCGGCGGCGGCAGCGACGCCUACGCGCUGAUGGCGCUGGGCAAGGAGAAGUUCGCCACCUCGGUGGCGGAGCGCUGCCUGGGCGCGCCCGUGUGGCGGGAGGAGGCCACCUUCGAGCUGCCGCCCCGCCGGCCCGGCCACGGCGGCGAGCCGGCCCUGCAGCUCACCGUGCUCCACCGCGCCCUGCUCGGCCUCGACAAGUUCCUGGGCCGGGCCGAGGUCAGCCUGGCCGAGCUGCAGGAGGAGGGCGGCCGCCGCAGCACCCGGUGGUAUACACUUCACUCCAAACCAGGCAAGAAGGAAAAAGAGAGAGGAGAGAUUGAGGUGGAUAUUCAAUUCAUGAGGAGCAACAUGACAGCCAGCAUGUUUGAUUUAUCCAUGAAAGACAAGUCCCGGUCUCCAUUUGGCAAGCUGAAAGGCAAACUCAAAGGAAAGCGGGCCAAUGGACUGCCUGACACAGCAUCAGCCAUCAUUCCCAGCAUAACUCACUCACCAGCUGAUAGUGAAGAGGAGUCCUCUGAGAAAGAAAAGAAAAAAUCCAAGAUCAAAACCCUGUUUUCUAAACCUGGUUUGCAGAAAACCUCCCUCUCCCAGUCCAUGUCAGUUUUACCUGCUUUUCAGCCAGUGACGGAGAAAGUUAGGCUUAAACCUGGUGACUUUCAGUCAAAUUGGGGGGAAGAUGAUAAGUCCUUUCCUCCAAAUUCAGAAAAGGCCUUUGGAAACAAAGCUGAAGAUAACUCACUACAUGUUCCUGUAGUCAUGGCUCAUAAGAGAACAGCAAGUGCAGACAAUAAGCAACUAAACGAGAUAACCUCCAGCAACACCAAGAAAGACGGGCUCUCCUUAUUCAGUGGCCUUAAAUCCAAAAAUGAUCCCACACCCCGAUCCAAUGUGUGUAUCAAUGGUAAUCAUGUUUAUCAGAAGGAAAGCGAAACAAAAAAGGAAACCAUGCCAAAGGACAAUACUCCUUCCUCUUCCCCUCAGACAUUCAGGAAAAACCAGCCCUCUGAAUCAGAAGAAAACUUGUCUUCCAAAUCCAGUAAGGAACAUGAAAAGACAGGAAGAGUGUCUCCUAGCAGAGGUUUAUCUGGGUCUCCCUCACUGGAGUCCUUUAAGUCUAUGACCCUACCAUCAUACAAACUGCUUAGCGGUGGAGAUUUACUGGGAAAUAGUGCUUCACUGAGUUUAGAAACUGCAAAAGAAGAAACUAAAGAGGACAAAAAACAAGAGAACAAGAAGUCUUUAUUGUCUCUAGUCACAGGAAGAAAGGAAGUAGUGAAAAACAAUGAUGUAGAAAACAUGUCUGACAUGACUUUGAAGGAGAGAGAAGCCAAACUUCUUGAAGAAAAGAAGAAUGAAAAAGAUGUAAAACCUGUUGAAAUCCCUAAGGACUACAACCAAGAAAGUACUCCGAAAAACAGCAACACAGCAGAUGUCCCCAGAAACAAGAAAUCACAUAACCCCUUUGAUGAAUUGCUUAUGGAUGAACAGAAACCAGAAAAGUCUGCAGCCUCUGCAAGGACAAUCCAAACCAAAGCUGUCAAACCCAGACUGGGAGUGUCUUCAGAGGAUGAAACCGAAGCCACGCUUCCUACUUCUGUGCCUGAUUCCUUUCCUGUUUUCCUUUCUGCACAUCAUUCUAGUAAUGACAAUAACCCUUUCACUUCUAAAGUGGGACAGAAAUUUAAAGCACAAAACUCUGGUAGCCCUCUUCCUCCAUCUCUCAUUUCUGGACAAUGUUCUAAUGACAAUAAUCCUUUCAUUUCUGACUGGGGACAGGAAUCCAAAGCACAAGACUCUGAAAGCUUCAUUCGUCCUCUCUUGUAUUUCCCCCAUCCUCCUGCAACUCUGGGGCAUAUUUCUUCUCAUCUCCUUUCUACUCCUCAUUCUAUUGACAAUAACCCUUUUGUGUCUAAACUGGGACAGGAAUCAAAAGUGCAAGACCUCAAAAGCUUUACUAAUCCUCCCUCUUUCUCCCUUCCUUCUGCUGUUUCUAGCAAAAGCAGUUGUUCCUUUGUAAUAAACUUUGCUGAUUCGGAGCAUCCUGCUUUUGUUUCUUCAGAGGAGUCUCAAAAUGAAAGUUUGACUAAUGAUACAAAUACUGUAUCAAAUUCUCUGGGGUCACUGUCUGAGUCUCCUCCUCUACCUGUGUAUGAAAGAGUUGGGCAGACGCCAAAGAAACAAUGUGAUGCCAAAGAGGUACAGAUAGUAUCACCGCAUAACAAAAAUAACAGAGGCUUUAAGAAAUCGGUGACCUUUCAUCUUGAUGAGUUGGAAAAUACUGAUUCCAGCAGAAAUCAUGCUGAGGCUUUAGACAAAGAGCCACGUGAGAGAUGGCAUCCUGAUCAAUGUGAAGAAAUGUUCACCACUGAUCCAACUGUAAUAGAAAAGAGACAAGGGUUUGCCUCUGUGCUGGGUAUAGAGUGCUACCCUUCAUCUAAACUCUGUGAUGAAAGUAGGAAUUCUGUUCAGAACAAUGAGAGCACUGUUCAGGGUGAUGUUGAAACCAGCAGUACAAGUGCUGAAACCUGGAUGAAAGAUAGCAAAGAACUAACUUCACUCUCCAAGUCUAAUCAUAGCCUUUCACCUGGGAAUGCUGUGGUACAGCCAUCUUCUGCUGAAAGCAAAUUAAACGAGGAGCAAGAACUAUGUAGUGGAAAGAAAAUUAAGCAUUCACUCAAAAUGGAAGAAUUUGGGCUCACAUUAGAGUCCAAGGUAACUCAUGCCAUCAAAAGUGACUCUUCAGUUCAAGUAGAGCUGCCAAAACCCACCCCAGGAGUUCACACAUUGCUCCCUAAGGACCUUAACAAGUCAGAGGAUGUUACUGAACUCAGUCCUCUAUUUGCAAAGCCAAAGCCUAUCCGAAGAAAUGCUGUAAAACUAAAUAAGCGUGCACCUGUUUCUCUGACUGGUAGACUGAAAGAUGAAGAGCUGCUUACUUCAUCUGACAGCACAAUGUCUGAGUCUGAAUUUGUGUUUCAUAGAGAGAAUCCCAUAAACCCACAUGAAAACCCAGCAUGUGACAGCUUAUUAAAAACAGCCACUCUGUCAACUACACAUCAUCUUGACAGAGAUGAUAGCAAUAAUGGACACCUAAAACACAAAAUUUAUGGUCAUGAUGAUUCAUUAUUUGACUCUGGAACAGACCUUAAGUCUGCCAUUCCAAUUACUGGAGAUCAGAGUCGAACACAUGUUGGCCUUCCAGUUAUUCCAGAAGUAGGAUCAGAUGAUGAGCUUCUAGAGAACUAUCAAAAGAACAAUGAAAUGACUGCAAUUUAUAGAAGUUUUCCAAAUACUGAAAAUCAGUGUGUAGAUUCAUUGUCUGUCACUGAGGAAGAAAAGCUCAGUUCAGAUAUGAGCUCUACUGAUAGAGCAAGUAUAUUGCUUCAGAAGGGAGAAGGUGGCCCUUCUAAAUCAUCCAAACUAAAUUCAGUAGUAGACAUUCAUAGUGCAAGCAGCAAGACUAGUGAGUCAGGUUUAGAUAUGCUGUCUUAUCCUAGUGAGCAUGGAUGUGUUGUUGAGGAACAGGAACCAAAGGAAUCUAGCAGUAUUAAGGAAAGUAGGAAGAGUGAUUUUUUUGAGCCCUCUGAAAAGUCUGUUUCUUUUACCUCCCUCUCCAGUUCUUCCCAACUCUCCCCUUCCUCUAGUUCCCUCCAAUCUGGCACUUGCAACAGUAGUAGAGCAGAAUCAGUGAAAAAGCCACCAGCAGAGAGCUUCAAUCAUAAAGUCGAAAAUGCUGGCAAGAAGAAGGUGCUUCAGGCAUGGGUUUCACCCUCUGAGACACUUCCCAAUCAAACACAGCAGAGUGGUGGAAGUGUGUCUGUUAAGCACAGACCUCAUCCUGUGAAGCCAAUGAACACCACAGCAAAUAAGUCGCAUACUAAAAAUUUGACCACAACCACAAAAAUGGAUGAAAACUGGACUGAGAGCAAUAGAAAGGUUUGCAAGAUGUCGGGCCAGAGAAAAUGCCCUGAUUGUGGCUCCUGUGAGAUUGUGGAGGACGCACAUUAUGCUCAGAACCAACUGGUGUGUGCUGACUGUGGGUUUAUCCUCACCGAGGGGCUCUUGACCACCACUUUCCAAGAUGAAGAACAUUUACAAGAAGUGACGUAUUCACGGAGUACUGGCCAGAAUGAGCAGCUGAGCCGCUGUAAGCUACGAGGGAUCAAGCGUGUCCAGGAUCUCUGCAAAGUCCUCUGUCUCCCAGCUGUGUUUGAAGAGACAGCCCUGUCCUAUUUCCAGCGAGCAAUUGAACACCCUUCCUUCCACUUAGUCAGCUUGGAGAAGAAGGAGAUUCUGGUAGGCUGCUGUGUCUUUGUCACGUGCCGGCAGCGCAACUGGCCCCUGACCAUGGGUACGAUCUGCUCCCUGCUCUACGCAGACAAGGAGUUGUUUGCCAGCGUCUACCUGUGCGUCCUGAAAGAGCUUGAACUGGAUGUGCCAGCCCUGAGCCUGACAGAUCUGGUGAAAACACACCUUAACAGUUUCAAGCUGUUCCAGAGUUCAGCCAGCAUCCCUACUAAAUUUGCUGAGGACAAGGAAAAGAUGGUUGCCCGAACAAUCCAGAUUGUGGAGCUGGCCAGUGAGACGUGGCUGGUGACGGGCCGGCAUCCUGUUCCCAUCGUCACUGCUGCGGCCUACCUUGCGUGGCAGUCGCUGCAGCCUGUGGGGCGCCUGACAUGCACCUUCCCUCGCUUCUGUAAGCUGGCGGGCACGGACCUACCCCCACCGGCCCACCUGCGGCUGAAGGAGCUUAACGACAUCCUCCUGAGAAUGGCCUCCCAGCUGGCCUGGCUGCGUGUGCUCAACGUGGACAAAAAGACUGUGGUCAAACACAUUGGGGACCUGCUCCAGCACCGACACUUCCUGCUGAGAAGCUCCUUUAGCUCCGGAGACACUGGGGAUCAAAGUGCCACAGCAGCAGGUGAUGGCUCUGAGUGUUCACCACAAGCUGAAGGGGGCUCGACCCAAGCGGAGGGCUGCCAGCCCGGGGGCAAACAGAAAUGCAGCAGUGUACAGAGGCCUUUGCUGCCACCAUGCCUUAUAAACCCCAGGAAGAGACUUCGAACAGUAGUUCUGAGCCCUUCAGACCAGGCUAUCACUGGAGAUGAGGCCAUUUCGGACAGCGAAAUAGAGCAAUACCUGCGGAGCCAGGAGGAGAUGCAGGAGCUCAGCAAGGCCCAGGCCUGGCACUGAACUGAGCUCCCAAGAGCAGCAUGGACAGAGGAACUAGGAACUGGCCAACUGAAGUAAAGGUAUGAAAUCUGCAGCACAGUUGUCUGUGUUGCACUGCUAGCAGACAUUCUUCCCACUGGAGAAAUAGGAUAAUGGGGUCUCUCAAGCGUUCCAUGUAAGUAAAUGACGACAUGCUCUCCUAGUUCUGCUGGGGCAGAAAAUUAAAAUACCAGAAUGACUUGCUAAAUGAGACUUUCCUAGGGGAACUCUUUGAAUUUGCUAAAAAUAGUCAUCACAGCUGCCAGAAAUGCCUUCAGGAUCUUCUCUUACCAAUUUAGUUAGUUAGUUAUUUUGUUGAAAUCCAGAUGUUCUCCAGCAUCGUCCCGGUGCAGCCCAACUUGUCUGUGUACUGAUCGAAGGUGGUGGCAGUAAGUGUGGAAAUGGUGUGGACACGAGUGCUGGCUCCAUGCAUGCCUUCUAGCACUUCAGUCUGUAACUAACCCCUGGGGAGGUAGGUAAGUGUUGAUACCCAUAUUUACAGGGGCACAGAGGUGGUGACUUGCUUUCAGUCUGUAUCAGAGCUGGGCUUAGAGUGCAGGAGGUUCCUGGCUUUAGUCCUGUGUCCCACUCUUCUAAUCCUCCUCUGAUUUCAAGUGGGACAAAAGCAGCCAAACUAGCAGGAGAACAACUAAGAAACUGGGUCUCCCUGCUGACUAUAGGAACAAGGCUAAAAUUCUCUUCUCAGCUGACCUCUGGUCAAAACUCCUUUUGAAAGGCAAACGGGAAUGAGUGCCAAACAGCAGGACAGAGGAGAAUUCUAAGGGCUGUUUCUUUCUUCAUCCACUGGUUAGGGUAUGAAAUUACUGGGGGUUUGAAUACCCAGUUCAAUGCCUCACAGGCUACAGCUGCUGUUUUCUCCUCGUUACUUCUCACUGUGUUUCUUUAGUGAUAGGCACAUGUGGUGGAACUGGCAGCAAAUCUCAGCUCAUGCUAACAAAACAGGAACAUGAAACUUUUAUUGCUGGGCACUAUUUUGAAUAGAAACUUCCUUUUUUUUAGGAGACAUUUUUACUGAAGGCUCCUUUUCAACACCAGGCUCUGGGACCUGUCUGUAUUUAUGCACCCAGGUGGAACAAGACCUGCUGAUUGACAGAGGAAUUAAAACAUUCUGGACAGUACCACCCAGGCUCCUGACUCUGUUUGAAGGUUACAUUCGACCUGCCAGAAGAUGCUUUCAGUUAGCAGUGCCAUUCCCCAUGCCCUGCCAAUGGCUGAGCGAGCUGCUCCGUUGCCUGAGGAGUAGGAUACUGUAGCUGCCCGGGCCCUUCAGCCCUCUAGACGGUCGUUUCGCUCUUCCAGAGGCCAGUCUUCAUGCCAGCCAUGCUCUCUGCACUGGUGAGGUUUAUAUCGUACUUACUGCCUUUCAGCCCCCCGUUCUGGUUGGCCAUGUUAAGGGGAUAGGAUCGCCGCUUAGUCUCUUUCUCAAUGGUGUGGGCCUGUUUGAGGUUAUCCCUGCUAGCGCUUCUCCUCUGAGCUCUGCUGAAGUCCGGAACCCGAUGGUUGCUGCUACCACCAUCGCUCCCUUCAGACUGGGUCAGAGCAGCAUCCCCCUCCUGCACUGCUGCUACCCUGGCUCCAAUGCAGCUGUUGUUCAGGGGGCUGUUUCGGCUGCUGUGGUGGCUCCCACUCUCGCUGGAGGGGUGAUCUGAAGAAGGCCCCCGCAGCACCUUCAAGCGGUGGUGCUUCCCCUCCCGGAACUGCUUAGUUCUGCUCUUGUGGUUCCUGCGCCCAUGUACGUUGUUAGCAUACCUGGCCGCGCUGGCGUUCUUAUUGUUGGCCGUCUCCAUCUCUUCGUAGCAGGCUGGCCGUGGGGGGGGGCAGCUCUCUGCCUGGUUCUGAGCCACCUGCAGGUUGGUGAGCUUGCAGUGGCCCACGGUGGAGUUGGUGCUGCUGGGUGAGGAAGAGGACUUGAUGGAAUGAGCCACCUCGGGGUUGCAGCCGAUGAAGAUCUGUGAGCCCUCCUCUGUGGCCAUGCCUGGGUGGACAUACGCUUGCAUGGGCAGCGCAUUCCUGUAGGAUGGGCAGCAGGCAAACCAGGAGUUCUGCACGUCUCGACGCCGGGCACAGUGGUGGAUGAAGAUAAAGAGCCCCAGUGUUACAGCUGUUAACCCAUAGAGGCAGCUGAAGAGGACAUUCAGGUACCAGCGCUGGGACACGGCCAUGGCCCCAAACGUCCACAGCGCAACGUACAAGAAAUGGGUGAUCAGCAGGACCCAGAACUGCACCUUCAAUGAGUAGACGCCAUCCACAUCAGCACUGUGCGUCCCAGAGUGAAGGGUGACGGAAAUGGAGCCUGAGUCUGUCAAGAGGUUGCUGCUGCCACCCAACCUUGGGGGGGUCUCGAGGGGCACUGGAGGGUCUUUUUGGUUCCUUGACUGGCACCAGAGGUUAACCCCAGUGCACAGGAAGUAAAUCCAAGUGAUGAGCAAAAUGAAAGCCACAGGAACGUAGAAAGCCCCAAGGCUUGGUCUCCACACCAGCCAGCAGCUGUAGGGGAGAGAAGAGCUUAAGAGUCUGCCUUGAUUCUGCCAAUGCUCCAUCUAGUCAUCAACAUCCUGACGGUCAGCCUGUGAAUAUAUCCAGGACUGGGACACUAUUCACAGUCAUAGCUGCAUCAAAGAGAAACGGCUGUACCGUAGCAUGGGCCGAGGGGCUGGCUGGGGCACGUCCCCUUCCGGCUGCUGCGGUGCCUUCCACGUCACCUCUUUGUAGAUGACUCUGGCCUUCACUGCCAUCCACAGAAGAGUGGAUAAGGAGGAGUAGUGCAAAAUGAUGCCAACCUACAGGGCCAGAGGAUACAAAGCAGUCAGGAAACUUGAGGCAAGGGAGCCUGAAGGAUUUUAAGCACCCUCAAGAGGAGAAUUUGCUGAUUCCUGAGAGGACAAGAAGCAGACCGAGAAGAGAGCUGGAGAACUUGCCCACAGGCCAACCAUGGCAGGGUGAUGGGUAAUAGUACGGACUUCCAAAAAGCAGAGUAGAAAUGGGCAGGCUGCACUGAACGCUACACACCUCUGGUGGCUAGACUUUUAUAUCCUACUCCUAGGUGUAUUUUGUGGAGGGAAGGAGCACCUCAGGGCUCCCCCUUGUGCUGGGCACUCUACACCAGGGGCCAGAUUGUCCCUGCUCCUGCCAACUUACUGAAGUCAAGGGUGGGAGAAAGGAUUGUUGUAAAAUAGGGAUCAAAUUCAUCCUAAGGCUGUGGCCCCUAAAAUCUGGUUUGCAUAAGGAAAACAUGCUCCAAUCCAUAAACCAAUACUGAUCCUAGAGACCAACUGGAAUAGAAUCCAUAGUGAGGCAGACAAACCCAUUUGCCGUAACUACAGCAUUUAUAGUUAAGGCUACCAUUUUUCAUGGCAGGGAUUGGACAGUGCCUCUCAGGUUUAGUCAGGAGGGGGUCAAAUUAAUGACCACCAAGCACAGCCUGUUCUCCAUACCAAAAUCAACACCGUAGUUAGACCAGCAAGUCAGUCUCUGGUACCCUUAGUUUGAUUUUUAAUUAAAACAGGAUUGCUGAUGCUAAUGUAUGGAUCUGUGUGGUAACCACUCUACCAUGGAAAGAUGGGUGCAUUACUGUGCAGUGGGGGAACAAUAAAGUGGAAUUUGUUUGACUGA